UAAAAAACUACUACACAGUCAAAAAGGUGUUGGAAAAGUUUCUCUGAGCGGCGUGAAGCUUGGAGCAGCGGCUCUCAUGGCGGUUCCACCAUCGGAAACUGAAUCCACGGGAAACGGAACAUUUCUUUCACAAUUUUAUUCUCAUUACCUUCGAAAUCGAAUCCACGCUCUCUAUCCCUACUUCCCCAGAAACUUUUUCUCCAAUUUCGCUAUCCGCUUCAGAUCAACCCCGCGUCGGGAAUGUCUCCCUCUUCCGUUACCUUCCUCUUCGUUCGACUCUCCCGUGCUCGUUACCAAGAGAUCGAGAGUGCAUGGUAUUGUGGAGGGCAUAUUGGAGCGUGUUUUGAUGAAUUUGCAUAGCGUUCAAAAGAAUCUUCAGUUCUGGCAGUUCAGAGCUAAAAGGUCAGAUUCCGAGAAGGCACGUUUCAUGAUUUUUGAGAGGGGUCCAAGGGCUUUUGUUGAUGAAACAGCCAAGUUGUUACGUGGACUCACUGCUCAGGGUUCGUCUUCACGGAGUCUGUGCCAAUCUGCGUCUGAUUUUAUCGACGAGAGAGUAGCUGUUUUGAGUUCCUUAAGAUGUUCACUUGCCACAUUUUUAGCUCAGGUUUAUAUGGAAGUUGAUAAAAUUGGAGAGGAUUUAGUAGCAAAUCCAGAGAAAGAGCUGCCGUCGUUGUUAGUUACAAUUAGUGAUUUGUUUUCUACAUUAGAAGCUUCAAUUGGGCAUCUACAUGCAGUGCGUGAGAGUGAUUCUUCAGUUGACGGGACCUAUUCAAUCCCUCUGCUAUUUGAGAAGGUGCCAGAAAUAAAUCAGGAAGAAUCUCAGUGGACAGACUGUGAAAUAAGAAAUGCUAUCAAUUCAAUUUAUCAAAAUUUAGACAAGCUCGACGCAUACAUAUCUCUUCUUGUCAUCAAACAUAGAAAGCCGAGGAAAAUGACUCAAUAUUGGAUACGCUAUACAUUUGGUGCAGUUGGUCUGUCAGUAUGCUCAAUUUGGCUCUUACGGCAUAGUAGAUUGGUGGGAAGUUCUGAUCUUGAUAAUUGGAUUUUGGAAGCUAAGAACUCAACAAUUAGCUUUUUUAAGAAUCAUGUAGAGCAACCGAUUUUAUCCAUUAGGGACGAACUUUUUGAGACAUUCAGGAAGAGACAUCAAGGUAUUAUGGAGCUUGAAGAGGUGCAGUUAACUUCUAACUCAUUACACAGGAUGUUGUUGGCAUUCAGUGAGCAGGCAAAGGGUAAGAAUAUCCCAGCGAAUGCUUCAGACCAGGAAAUGCUUGAGAUAGUCAUGGAUAGGUAUGAGAAGGAACUCAUGCAUCCUAUUCAAAACCUUCUGAAUGGAGAGUUGGUUCGCGCUAUACUUAUUCAGGUUCAGAAGCUCAAGCUGGAUACCGAGACGGCAAUGCUAGAGCUGAACCAGAUUCUACGGGCAAAUGAAAUCAACUUUGCCGUUUUGACCGCUUUACCUGCAUUCUUUCUGUCUCUUUUACUAAUCAUGGUAGUACGUGCAUGGUUCAAACAGGAUACCAAAGCUGAGGGAAGAGGUCGACUCGCUCGCAUUCAGCGGAGGUUACUUGUUGCUGAGGUUAAGAAAAGGAUUGUGCGGUACCAACAUUAUGUUGACCAAGGGUUGGAGAGAGAUGCACAAUGUAUGUUUGGAUUGGCACUCUAUAGCCUGAAUCGCCUAUAUCACUCUGUCAAAUGGCACGCACAAGCUUCUGGAGAGUGGGAAAGUUUGCGUGAGGAUAUAGUAGAUUUGGCAGCCCCUGGACUACAAACUUCCGACAAGCUCUCUGUGAUAUCACACAUGGUUACAUAUGACUGCUUGCUUCCAAGUCAGAGCCGCCGGUAGCAUAUUUUUUCUUAAUUCUUUGAAUUUCUGGCUACUUUGAAAUCCAAUUUUGUUUUGGGUUAUGCAUAUCUACCUCACGCAUGGUGACAUUUUAUC
Molecule: messenger RNA, 1942 nt
Organism: Vigna radiata var. radiata (mung bean)
Lineage: Eukaryota; Viridiplantae; Streptophyta; Magnoliopsida; Fabales; Fabaceae
Product: protein DGS1, mitochondrial
Exons: 14
Coding region: 77-1846 (589 amino acids)
Cellular component (GO): mitochondrial outer membrane
Source: RefSeq, a predicted model, not a curated record